This is a messenger RNA of Uranotaenia lowii, 1422 nucleotides long. RefSeq lists its product as uncharacterized. NCBI's taxonomy places the organism in Eukaryota, Metazoa, Arthropoda, Insecta, Diptera, Culicidae. Gene Ontology annotation, molecular function: nucleic acid binding; RNA-DNA hybrid ribonuclease activity. The record is from RefSeq and is a predicted model, not a curated record. Bases 1 to 1422 code for a protein of 473 amino acids. The transcript has a single exon. Gene Ontology annotation, biological process: DNA replication, removal of RNA primer.
AUGCUUAACCAAAUCAUCCCACUGGUGCAUUCUUCCCGGAUAUUAGGAGUGUGGGUUGAUGACCGCCUAAACUUUAAGUGCCACAUGAAUCAAAUUAGAAAGAAUGCCAUUAACAAGCUCAAUAUUCUUCGAAUUCUCACCAACAAAACCAGUUUUGCCCAUCGAGAUUCCCUUUUUCGAUUUCUCCACGGCUGGCUUAUUCCCUCUAUCCUUUACGGCCUCGGUUUUACCAGCCUGGCACUUGACGAAGUUAUCAAAAGACUGGAACCACUCUACAAUAACUGCAUCCGAACAAUUAGUGCCGCAUUCUGUACCAGCCCUAUUGAUUCUCUAAUGGCCGAAAGUGGGCAACUUCCUUUCAAAUUUCUUGUCGCUAAACACCUUUCCUCCAAAGCUAUUCGUUCUCUUUCCUAUCAAUGCCCCCCAGACUCACCGUUGGUCCAAAGAACCAACUCACUAUUAGUGGAACUUGCCGGAAUUACUCUCCCAUCAAUCUCUUCAAGAAAAGGGCUGAAAAUCAAAUUUUGGAACGACCCCACACCUAACAUUGAUCUGUCCCUGAAACAUAAAAUCAAAGCUGGGAGCCCCCCCGCGAUUGUUUUGCCCUUCUUCCGUCAACUGGUUGAUGAAAAGUACCUUGAACUGCCCCACAUCUACACCGACGGUUCCAAGACCAACAAUGGUAAUGUCGGAUGCGGCAUACACAAUGGUAUCUCCGACCGAAGCUUGCCUCUCCCUAAAUCCUGUUCUGUUUACAGCGCCGAAGCCUACGCCAUACUAGAAGCAAUACAAAUGUCAGAUCCAGGUGCCGUUAUCUGUUCAGACUCGGCCAGUGUUCUGACGGCGUUGGCUGCCGGCAACGUACUACACCCAUGGGUCCACACCAUCUCAGAGACAGCUCCCCAGAAAAACAUCGUACUCUGCUGGGUGCCGGGUCACACCGGUAUUCAGGGCAAUGAGGUGGCCGACCGACUGGCAUCCGUCGGUACAGAGCUUUCCCCUCCCUCAAUUGAAAUCCCGCAAUCUGACGCCACUCGAUUCAUUCACAAGACAAUAAGAAAUGCCUGGAAUAUAAAAUGGUUCAACCAUUCACACGCCAAAAUGCGCGAAGUUAAAAAUACCACCGAAAAAUGGUCCGAUAGACCAAGUCAACCUGAGAGGCGAGCCCUCACCAGGCUACGUACCGGGCACACCCGACUUACUCACGCCCACAUAAUCACCAAAGAUGAACCCCCCCUAUGUAUAUCCUGUCAUUCCCCAAUAACCGUCAAACACAUCCUCACCACCUGCCACCAAUACCUCCCUCUAAGACAAUCCUGUGACCUAUCCCCAAGAAUACGCCAAACCCUUUCCAACUGUCCUUACGAAGAAAAAAAACUUAUAACUUUCCUCACCAAAUCCAAACUUCUCUUCGAAAUAUGA